This is a messenger RNA of Asterias rubens (European starfish), 2059 nucleotides long. RefSeq lists its product as uncharacterized. Bases 140 to 1363 code for a protein of 407 amino acids. The transcript has 2 exons. Lineage: Eukaryota; Metazoa; Echinodermata; Asteroidea; Forcipulatida; Asteriidae. The record is from RefSeq and is a predicted model, not a curated record.
AUAUCGAGCCCUUGCCCAGAAGCAGAUAAAAGGAAGAGAAUUGCCUUAAAAAUUCAUAACGCUGACGAGGGCUGCUCGUACUAGAACGGCUGCUAGAACGGCCUAGAACUGUCUACAGACAAGACAGAAUCACUGCAAGAUGAAGGCACCACUUGGUCUCACCCUUUGCUUGUUAGCGCAUUUUCUGGUUGAAGUGACGUGUGGUGGCGACGGAGGUUUCAACAUCCACGGUGGCUACUAUGAGGUUUUCAACGCAGAUUCUACCAGCAAGUUGGCUACCAAGUAUGAAUGGGGUGCUUUCGAUUCGGGUAGUCAGAGCAAUAGAAAGGUGAUUGACGGUCCUGAUGGGUUCUGCUGGUACAAUGGUCUCGCCUACUGUUUCCUGAAAUUUGUAGUCUCGAGUACAAGCCAGCCGAAUGAGGAGCACUACCAGAUUAUGGGUAGCAAGAUGGUUAUCAUGGACUACACGUCUUCAUACACGGUGCAAGACUACGGUUGGGGUGUCCAGGAAGCCUAUGAUGAGGUGGAAGGGAAUAUAAUCGCUGAAGGUUUCAUCUGGAGCGGCAUUGAGAACGAUUGGGGUUACGGUUAUCUACAUCUGUUUGUGAAGAAGACAACUCGUCCUUCCUUGUCUGAUGCCUUCUUGUUUGAGAGGCGAAAUGCUGGGUCUGAGAGUCAGGUUGCUCAGUCGAUAAUGACCGGGCAGAAAACACCAACAAGCGUCCCACAGAAGCUGUCUGACUUCCAAUGCUGGACCAGCAAAUGGAGCAGGGAUUCGAUAGGUCGGUGGACCAUGUACAGGCCGCAGACAAAGCUGGUUGACUACACCCCAAUCUACGCGGAGAAGACGGUUGAACCUAUCGAAUCACACAUCCUGAAGUCUCUCACCUUGGAGAACCAAGGAUCUGGAGUCACAUCGAAUGACUUCGCACAGCUUGGUUCCAGUGAGACCGUCAGUCUGUCGACCACAACCAGUAUCUCAUCCACGUUCGACUUCGCAGUCGACAUCGGGUCGAGCGUCUCAAUGGACAUUGGUUUUGUGUCGGCCUCUUUGGACAUCAAUCUUCACUUCGGCUACUCGUCAACAUCCUCGACAGAAGAGACCCAGACUUCCUCUACAACGUCAACCAUAUCCUGGCCGUCGACCUGCCCACCGGGGAUAAGGAUCGAUAUUGUCAUCUAUAAGAUUACGGAGAAGCAGACCGUUCCGAUUGAGUUCACGUUCGAACGCAACGGGGAACAGUUUUCAGAGACCCGGACCCUGGAAGCUACGGUGAACAAGCUGAAGCAGCAGUUGACCAAUUGCUGUUUGACAAAGUCAGCAAGUCCACAAUGCGGUUCUCUCGAGCUGAAAAUGUGUUAGACGAGUAGACCAAGGACCGACCAAAAUUUUAUUUUCUGUAGUAUAGAAUUGCCAUUCACAAAACAAAAUCAUGAUUUAUCUUUUAAGGAUUUCCAUGUUUGAAUUGAUUUAGAGAAAAAGCCCCCAUUUGAAAAGACCCACGACAGUGGCAAUUUUGAUGCACAGAAAAAAACAAUUUCGGACUGGAGUUAUGAAUAAUAAUAAGAAAAACUUUAGGUACGAUUGAAAUUUUCCAUUAGUUGACCACUGCAUGCAUGCUGGGCCAAAUUUCAUAAAGCCUGUAAGCGCAAAAACUUGCUAAGCAAGGAAAAAUAUCUAAACAGAAACAGGUAAUACCGACAAUUCAUCUCAUAUUUAUAUAAAUCUUUGUGAAAUCGAACACGCCUGUUAUAUUAUUUAGUUUGUUGUCAUAACCACAGCUUAUUCCCCUUGAUUUCACGAGUAUCAGUCAUUGGACCCUAAUGGUAAUUGUCAAAGACCAGUCUUCUCACUUGGUGUAUCUCAACAUAGGCAUAAAAUAACAAACCUGUGAAACCGUUAGAUCAAUCGGUCGUCGAAGUUGUAAGAUAAUAAAAAAAGGAAAAUCACUCUUCGAUGGAUUUAGAGUUGGAGCAUUCAAGCAAGCAUUUGAAAGCACACAACUUCGUGUGACAAGGGUAUUUUUUCUUUCAUUAUUAUCUCGCAACUUCGACGACC